UUGCUUGGCUCGAUCGACAGUUAAACCUCAAUCCCGUUGCAGCUGGCUGCGCCUUGACAGCGCUGCUGGCUCCGGCCUCUGGGAGCGGCCAAGGUUGAAGAGGACAUUGGUAUAGCGAGGUUUGGCCGGAUGGCUGUGGAAGGAUGUGCCCUUGCCUUACGAGCAGGCACAGAAGAAUAAAACUGCCCCCUUCCAUAUAUGUGCCCCCUGCUCUUUUACCACGUUUUGGUAGCCUGCAGCCUGUGGUGUAUACCUCUACUACCCAUUGAUGGUGGUUAUUUUGAGUGAAAUACUGGGUAGUUUAUGGCAUGGAGGUGCCUCCAUUGCCCAAGACUUAACAGUGCAUGCCGUGUGAUGAACGCUGGGCUCGUACACUUCCUCCAGGUCAACCUCUUGGGUGGCGAACUCUGUAUGUAUUCUUUAUAUAGCAGCAGGACAUGAUGUGUGUUAAGAAACUCAGUAAGGGUACUGGCAAUACCAGGAGAAUAUUGAUUCAUAUUACAUUAGCCUGUGCAAUGAAUUUCUGUUAAACUGAUCUUGAAAAAAGCUGGAUAAACACUUUGCUAUCAGAAGUGUCUUGCUUUCUCUUUUUCAUAUGCUUCUUUUACCCAUGGGAAACCUGGGUAGUAUAAUUCACAAGAGAGUCCAGGACAUUCACUUCUAGAGUUGAAAGUGCCAAGGUAAGAGCUUGCUAGUAGCUUGAGAUACAUACGCUGUCCUGCAGAACAGCUGCAGAUAUUUUCAGUUGCUUAAGGCUUUAAUUUACUUCUAUCAUUUAAAGUUGCUUUGGUGCAUUAAAUAUCAGGUUCUUCUUCUGGUUCACUGCUGCUUUCUUAUUUUCGACCUCCAGUAGAAAUUUAAUUAAUAUCUUAGUUUAGGUUGCUCUUAGCUCAGCUCGAAUCCUUGGCAAUCACUGUUUUCAUUUCAGGAUUGAUCCAGGAAACAUAGUGGAGUGGAACAAUCCUGACUAUUUGUGACUUCUGCCUGCUAUCCUCUGUGCCGAUUUUUGACUGACAGCCUCAAGGCUGAGUGGGCUGGAAUGGUCUAUGAUCAUGUUGGUGGUCUUCAAUUCGUUUAGCUGCUGACAGCUGACAUCUGUGCUAAAGAGUGACUUGGAUCAUCUGUCUAACAAACAGUCAUGAGUCAUCUGAAGUUGUUUGCGGCUGCAGUGAAGUGGCAUGGCAUUAAACUUCUGGAAAAGCGAGAUAUAGCCAGAAGAGUCUUUUUACAUGGCCAACGGUAUGUUUCGUCAGGAACCUCAGAACCUUUCCUGAGUGGGAGCAACUCAAAUUAUGUGGAAGAAAUGUAUUAUGCCUGGCUUGAAAACCCUAAAAGUGUACAUAAGUCCUGGGAUUUGUUUUUCCGAAAUGCUAAUGCUGGCCAAGCACAUGAUACCAAUCUGCCAGACCAGUUGGAAAGGAAGGCAUCAUUUCUUCAGAGCCAUGGCCUGGCCCAAACACCGGGUAAAGCCGAAAAGCUUGUUGAAGAUCAUCUUGCUGUACAGUCUUUGAUACGAGCAUACCAAAUCCGUGGCCAUCAUGUGGCUCAGCUGGAUCCCCUUGGAAUUCUGGAUGCAGACUUAGAUUCAUUUGUUCCAUCUGACUUAAUCACUACAAUCGAUAAACUUGGGUUUUAUGGUUUGCAUGAAUCAGAUCUGGACAAAGUCUUUCAGCUGCCUACAACCACCUUCAUAGGAGGAAAUGAGAACAGUCUUUCUUUACGAGAGAUCAUCAAACGGCUGGAGAAUACUUACUGCCAACACAUUGGCUUGGAGUUUAUGUUCAUCAAUGACGUGGAGCAGUGCCAGUGGAUCCGUCAGAAGUUUGAGACACCGGGAGUUAUGAAAUUUACUAAUGAGGAAAAAAGGACUUUGCUGGCAAGGCUGGUGCGCUCAAUGAGAUUUGAAGACUUCCUUGCACGCAAGUGGUCCUCUGAAAAGAGGUUUGGGUUGGAAGGAUGUGAAGUAAUGAUUCCUGCACUUAAAACCAUCAUUGAUAAAUCCAGUGAAAUGGGAAUCGAAUAUGUUAUAAUGGGGAUGCCUCACAGAGGUAGGCUGAAUGUUUUGGCUAAUGUAAUCCGAAAAGAGCUGGAGCAGAUCUUCUGUCAGUUUGAUCCCAAACUCGAGGCUGCUGAUGAGGGAUCUGGGGAUGUAAAAUACCAUCUGGGAAUGUACCAUGAGAGGAUCAACCGAGCAACAAACAAGAAAAUCACUCUGUCUUUAAUGGCUAAUCCUUCUCACUUGGAAGCAGUUGAUCCUGUUGUGCAAGGGAAAACAAAAGCCGAACAGUUUUAUCGAGGGGAUACGGCAGGGAAAAAGGUUAUGUCCAUAUUAUUACAUGGGGAUGCUGCCUUUGCAGGACAAGGAGUGGUUUAUGAGACAUUUCAUCUUAGUGACCUUCCGUCCUAUACUACAAAUGGUACUAUUCAUGUUGUGGUCAACAACCAGAUUGGCUUCACCACAGACCCCCGUAUGGCCCGCUCAUCUCCAUAUCCUACUGAUGUGGCUCGCGUUGUCAAUGCUCCUAUUUUUCACGUGAAUGCUGAUGACCCUGAAGCAGUGAUGUAUGUGUGCAAUGUAGCUGCAGAAUGGCGAAACACAUUCAAUAAAGAUGUGGUGGUUGACUUGGUUUGUUACCGUAGGAGAGGACACAAUGAAAUGGAUGAGCCCAUGUUCACCCAGCCUCUAAUGUACAAGCAGAUUCAUAAGCAGGUACCAGUGCUGAAGAAGUAUGCUGACAAACUGAUCGCAGAUGGAACUGUUACACUGCAGGAGUUUGAGGAAGAAAUUGCAAAGUAUGAUAGAAUAUGUGAAGAAGCCUAUACUAGAUCUAAGGAUAAUAAGAUCCUUCAUAUCAAGCAUUGGCUUGAUUCACCUUGGCCUGGAUUCUUUAAUGUGGAUGGAGAACCCAAGAGCAUGUCUUGUCCUCCAACUGGCAUUUCAGAAGACCUUCUGACUCACAUUGGCAAUGUAGCUAGUUCAGUGCCAGUCAAAGACUUCAAAAUACAUGCAGGACUGUCUCGGAUCUUGAGAGCUCGCUUGGAAAUGACCAAGAACAGGGUUGUUGACUGGGCCUUAGCAGAAUAUAUGGCUUUUGGCUCCUUUCUUAAGGAAGGGAUCCAUGUCCGACUAAGUGGACAGGAUGUGGAGAGGGGUACUUUUAGCCAUCGUCAUCAUGUCCUUCAUGAUCAGGAAGUUGACAAGAGGACUUGUGUUCCCAUGAAUCACCUCUGGGAGCAGCAGGCCCCGUAUACUGUGUGCAACAGCUCCCUUUCUGAAUAUGGUGUCUUAGGUUUUGAACUUGGCUUUGCUAUGGCAAGUCCCAAUGCCCUGGUGUGCUGGGAGGCCCAGUUUGGCGACUUCCACAAUACAGCACAGUGUAUAAUAGACCAGUUCAUCAGCUCUGGCCAGGCCAAGUGGGUUCGUCACAAUGGAAUCGUCCUGCUCCUGCCUCAUGGAAUGGAAGGAAUGGGUCCAGAGCAUUCAUCAGCUAGACCUGAGAGGUUUCUGCAGAUGAGCAACGAUGAUUCUGAUGCUUAUCCAGAGUUCAGUGAGCAGUUUGAAGUUUCCCAGCUGUAUGAAUGCAACUGGAUUGUGGUGAAUUGUUCAACUCCAGCCAAUUACUUUCAUGUCCUCAGAAGACAGAUCUUGCUGCCAUUCAGAAAACCGCUAAUUGUUUUGACACCCAAGUCACUGCUGAGGCAUCCAGAAGCUAAAUCCAGUUUUGAUGAAAUGGUAUCUGGUACCACUUUCCAACGCGUGAUUCCAGAGAAUGGGCUGGCAGCUCAUGCACCACAUGAGGUCAAGCGAGUGAUUUUCUGCACAGGAAAAGUAUACUAUGAUCUUGUGAAGGAAAGAAAGAAUCAAGACCUGGAGAAACAAGUAGCUAUAACCAGACUUGAACAGAUCUCACCAUUCCCUUUUGAUUUGCUGAAAAAAGAACUUGAGAAGUACCCAGAUGCUGAUCUAGUUUGGUGUCAGGAGGAACACAAAAACAGUGGCUAUUAUGAUUAUGUCAAACCUCGCUUCCGCACAAUUGUGAACCAUACUCGACCUAUAUGGUACGUUGGUCGAGAGCCUGCUGCUGCAGCCGCCACAGGCAACAAGAACACACAUCUGGUGUCGCUCAGAAGGUUCUUGGAUACAGCUUUCAACCUGGAGGCUUUUGAAGGAAAGACAUUCUAACUGCAGGACACUGACUCAUUUCUGACAAGUAGUCUCUCAAAUGACUGCAUCCAAAAGAAGAAAGUAGUAGAAAAAAUACUGGAAAUUAUGUAUUUUUGAUUUACCAUAUAAAAUGAUCCAGCAGAUGACUUCAUUCAUCAGCACCUUGCUUCCCAAUGUAUAAGAAAAAAUAUAACUCCAACUUCCAUCAUUUUUUUGUCACUUGUCUGUUUAUACUGGGACCUCUUUGGCACAAGGACAGUCUCCUAUCCAAGGAUGCAAUAUCUAGCUCAGUGAGGCUUCAGUGUCAGUCUGUGGAUGCUGUCCAAUUACUGUAGGUAAAGCAAAUACGGACAGCAUGGUAGUUAUGCCUAACCCUGAAAAAUAGGAGAGUAUAUUUGGGAGCAAGGAAACAAAGUGCAUUGUUAGCAGGAAAAUGGUUGACAUUUCUAGAUAGAUUGGAGAGGAGUAAUGAAACAAAAAAUGAAAAAGCUAAUGGAUAACUUUGGUAGAGAAAUGUGCUGGCUGUGGUUGUUGGAAGGACAUGGUAAGGAAGCCUGGUAAUGUAAAGAGGAGGCUGGAAAUAGGGAGUCAGAUUACAAAGCUGCAAAACUAUGGGUGAUAACAAAAGUGGUGUGGACCACUUCCAUGAAAGGUGGAGGAGGGUGGUGAAGGCAAAAAUAAAAAGGACCAAGAAAAAGUUUGUUGGGCUAGUUGAGGAGGAAAGAAGUCUACACAAGAUCACAGCUGACAGAGCAGUGGAUGAUCUGCAGGAGAAUUCAGCGUUAAAUUACUUUAAAUGUAAAAGGUAACUACAACAAUUGCUCCCACUCCCUGUGCUGCCUGCUUCGAUGCUCUGCGGUAUGUCCUGUGAACAUCCUCAAUUUGGGUGAAAACUCUUUCCCUCACCAAACUGCUGGAUUCUGGGGAUUUUUUUGACCUGAUAACACCUGUAAAAAGAUUGUCUUUGCACGAGAAAUCUGAGUUUGUGCAACACGUAGUGGGUUCUCUACUUUGUCCAAUGCUAAUCCCUGCUUCUCAUCUCCUUGCUGGUAUUAAUUCACCUCUGAAGUAGCAGUUCCCAAUUUAGUCACUUUUUUUUAAUGUUAAGAGGAAUAAGCAACAGUUGCUGACUGACCAAAGGCACGUGCUGUGGUUUUCUACAAGUACUAAUAGAUUUUUGUACUCCCUUGUGUUUACUUGUCAGUUAGGAUAUCAGUUGCCAUGCACUUUAAAUAUGGACAUAAAAAUGAACUGCCUUGAGAGGUGGCUCUGUGUGAAACAACUGAUGUACAGCAGGUGCUGGAGAGGAGAGGACAGCGGGGGUGGUUUCUCUUCCCAAGAGACAGUCCUAUGUGCCCUGGGAGGCACUGCACAGCAGGGUGGUCUCAGAGUGCCACCACCUGUGCUUCCUCCAUGGUGCUGGAAGGCAGGUAGGCAUUGUUUUCCUCUCCACUCUUAGAACCAAUGUUGACAGAAGUCUAGUUCCCUCUGCCCCAGGAGCACUUGCAUCUGGGUGAACCUUGUGACAGCAAAUUUCUGCAACACUAGACUGUGUAGUAAUAGGAGACUUCUUUCUGCUGGCUGGCAGAGGGAACUGCUAAUUAAAAGAGCAAGUGGUGUAGUAGAGGAAUGGCUAUGCCUGUGUUGGAGCAGGAAGCAGUAGCAAGCAGCAGGAGGUCUCUGUCCCUGCAGUGCCUGGAGGGUCCAUUUUACACUGCAGCUUCUAUAUGAGCUGUGACAUCACAAGGCCUGACAGUUUCUGCCUGAUUCAGAGAGUCAAGCCUGCAGACAACAAGAUAGUUAAAAAAAAAUCCUUCUGUCAGAUGUGGUAGGAUAAAACACGGUCAAGAUACUUGAGAUGGGAUCCAGAACCAAACUUAGUCUCAUGUUCAUGAAACUCAGUAGCAUCCUUUCAAAUCAGGCUGGUUGCCUUGGGCUUUUUCUCUAAUUGAAACAUUGAAGCUAAUUCAGUGUUUUGAAACCUAAUGAACUUGGAAAGUACUGCAGUUGACAGCAGCAAGUAUUGUUUCCUGUCCAUUUCUAUAGCUCAGAAUAUUAAGCUGAUAGGCAAUAACCAUCACCCAAAGUAUUUUAAUGCUUGUUUCUGUGGCAAGAAUUGAGUGCAGCUAAGCAUUGCUGACACCAAUUACUGUAUUCUCAGUUUGCAUAAGGCAGGUCAGUGCUGCAUGAAAUAAAUGCAUUUAUGCCACAGUAUAUGCAGAAGUAGAAAACAAAAUUAACAUAGAAAGUUAAGUGAUAAAUGACAGGUUUCUGUUUUCAUUGUGUAUCAUAGAUUGUGGCUUAAUAGGUGCAUAAAAAUUCCAUUAAAGAAUGUAAAAUAAUAAUAAAAAAAAUAACAAAAUUCUCUGUUAUGGUUGGGUUUUUUGACAGUUUUCCCUUUGAGAGCUGGUAUUAGCAUCCUAUUCAUAAGAGUGCUGGGGCAGCUUAUUUUUCUGUUUUCUCUUUGUUUCCUCAGUAUUGGCUUAUUUAAAUGUAAUAGCAUUUGAAGGGGGGAGACAGCAUUUGGAUUAGAAAGAGUAUUCAAAACUGUUGAGCUAAAAGUAGUGCUAGCAUUGAGGUUAUAUCAGAAUAUUUUGGGUUAUUGUAGCUUUUUUAAACAGUAAGUGAUCACAU
Dryobates pubescens (Downy woodpecker) is the source of this 6799-nucleotide messenger RNA. It is a transcript of the gene OGDHL, whose product is annotated as oxoglutarate dehydrogenase L. Gene Ontology annotation, molecular function: oxoglutarate dehydrogenase (succinyl-transferring) activity; thiamine pyrophosphate binding. The record is from RefSeq and is a predicted model, not a curated record. Bases 1139 to 4183 code for a protein of 1014 amino acids. Gene Ontology annotation, biological process: tricarboxylic acid cycle. The transcript is spliced from 23 exons. Gene Ontology annotation, cellular component: oxoglutarate dehydrogenase complex; mitochondrion. Lineage: Eukaryota; Metazoa; Chordata; Aves; Piciformes; Picidae.